Messenger RNA from Paramormyrops kingsleyae, 1225 nucleotides. RefSeq names its product probable peptidyl-tRNA hydrolase 2. Gene Ontology annotation, molecular function: peptidyl-tRNA hydrolase activity; protein binding. Gene Ontology annotation, cellular component: cytosol. The record is from RefSeq and is a predicted model, not a curated record. NCBI's taxonomy places the organism in Eukaryota, Metazoa, Chordata, Actinopteri, Osteoglossiformes, Mormyridae.
AUUGACCAGAAUGCGACCGUCUUCAGUGAUCUAGAGGGCUACAGCCGUCCUCCCGAGAAAAGAAAACCUAAAGUCAUACUCCUGCCUUAUUUACUAUAUAUAUAUCCUAUCUGCUGGGUCAUUUAGGGGCUUGAAGAGACGCGGAUCCUAGCCGUGCAGUUCAGAGAACAAUGGAGCCCAGACAGCAGGCAGCCCCAGAGCCGACUUCCCAGGAAGUUAACCUCGUCUACCUGCAGCAGCUCCGGGAGCUCGAUAUCCCCGAAGAGGCUGCCAAGCAGGCUCUCCUCCACACCAGGAACGUGUCUGCUGAGGAGGCUGCUAUGUACUACUUCAACAAACUGGAGAAUGAGGAGGAAGAUGAUGAAGAUGUACUUUUCAAGAUGGUGUUCGUAAUCAAUAUGGACCUGUCCAUGGGUGUGGGAAAGGUGGCAACACAGGUGGGACACGCUGCUGUGGGACUGUACCAGACUCUACAGGGUAACCCCAGCUGGAGAGAGCUGGCCUGGAAGUGGGACAGCACUGGAUCAAAGAAGGUGGUGAUGCAGGCCACCAACACGGCACACCUGCUGGAGCUCCAGGCCCUGGCCGCCAGCCUCAGCCUACCCACAUACCUGGUGCAGGACACGGGCCAGAAUCUGGUGGAGCCCAACUUGCGCACGGUAUUAGCCAUCGUUGGGGAGGAGGAGCGAGUGAACAACGUGACUGGGAGUUUGAAACUACUUUGAGAUCCGUGCUUUGCAGUGUGAUGCAGUACUAUAGGGCGAUCUGCAGAGGGCAGCAUUGCCUUCCAGCAGAGAAUCUCGGCAUGCAAGGGCGUCAGAAUGAAACUAAUGGGUAUUCGCAGCCAUUUUUAUUCUUUUCCUUAACUUGUGACUGGCAUAACCAAAAGCUGCUAAAAUUAUGGAGAAAAACUGUUUAUUCUUUAAAACUGAGACUAGUUGAAUUAAAUUUAAAUGAACUGUAAAUGAUAUCCCUGUUUACCAGUUAUUGUUAAAUCAGGGCAAUUAAUGCAUUUAAAUAGCUUUGUUUUAAUUUCAGUGUAAAUGUCCUUUAAAACUCAGUUCUCAAUUUUACCAUGAUGAAGAGGAACACCGACCCUGGAAUGGUUCUUAUUCAUGACAGGUCAAUGAGGAGCAAUUCAGCGUUGGGAUGCUUAUGUUGUACGAUCCAUUGAUGAUUAAAUGUAAUAAAAAUCUGCCUAUAGCCCUCAGAACAAAUGAAAUCA